Hippocampus comes (tiger tail seahorse) is the source of this 2868-nucleotide messenger RNA. RefSeq names its product TRIO and F-actin binding protein b (gene triobpb). Lineage: Eukaryota; Metazoa; Chordata; Actinopteri; Syngnathiformes; Syngnathidae. Gene Ontology annotation, biological process: positive regulation of substrate adhesion-dependent cell spreading. Gene Ontology annotation, cellular component: actin cytoskeleton. Gene Ontology annotation, molecular function: actin filament binding. Bases 342 to 1964 code for a protein of 540 amino acids. The transcript is spliced from 13 exons. The record is from RefSeq and is a predicted model, not a curated record.
CCACAAGUCAAAAAUACGAGUCGAGUCGCUGCUGUCCAAGAUCGCGCUACACGAUAUUAUCUUUUUUAGCCGCAAUUACGUCAAACGUGUCUGUGUUUGGCGGAGUUCACUUUCUCCUUAAGAAGGUCGAAGCUUCGCUUGAUGGGACAGUGAAUGGCGCGGUUUUUCCAAAGUCGAUUAACGUUGGUCUUGACCAAGAAAGUUGUACAACUUUAUUGACGGGUUGAUUGGGUGAAGUCGAACGGGGAAUUCCAACAGAGAGAGGUAGAAGUGUGUUUUUUCAUGAGUUAACGGUACUUUGCUUUUUUCCUUCAACCACGUCCUAACCGGAUCCUGUUAUCAUGACGCCUGACCUCCUAAACUUCAAGAAGGGAUGGAUGUCAAAACUGGACGAUUGUGGCGAGUGGAAGAAGCAUUGGUUUGUUUUGACCGAUGCUGGACUGAAGUACUACAGAGACUCCAGUGCGGAGGAGAAAGAUGACUCGGACGGGGAAAUUGAUCUGAAAUCCUGCAUCAAGGUGUCGGAGUUUGAUGUGGAGAAGAAUUAUGGGUUUCAGAUACAGACACGCGAGGCGAUGUUCACUCUUUCCGCCAUGACAGCGGGAAUCAGGAGGAACUGGAUUGAGGUUUUAAAGAAAUGCAUCAGGCCCAGUACCUCACCAGACAUCACACAACUGCCUGAUAGCAGUAGUGACAAGGAAAACUCCCACUCCCGCCUUCAAGCGCCUUCCCGGCGACCAUCAUCACGGCACGCUGACGUGUCCUUGGAAGUUCCUGCCUCUCCGCGCAGGUUUGACUACGUCGAGCUUUCGCCCGUUUCUGCUUCGUCCAGCCACGUGCAGGCCAGUCAGCGAGAGAUCGGGGAGGGCCACCACAAGGCGCACAGCCAAUGGCAGGAGGACAAAACACGGGACGCCACGAGCGGCCAGUGGGAGGCUGUGCUCUCUCGGAAGGGCACUGGCGGAGGAGUCGAUCAAAAGCUGCGCGUGGAGGAUGAGAUUGAGAAAAAGUGGGCGGAGUUUGAGCGGAUGCCUUUAAAAGAGAAACCAACAGUGGGGUCACGGCCUUCCAGCCAGUCAGCCAAUGAGGCGCUGCAGAGGGAGGUGGCGUCACUGAGGCAACAGCUUGAACAACUACAACAGGGGGGAGGAAGGGGAGGGGGCGGAGGGGUGCCGGGUGGCUGUGGGCCUGACGGUCCGUGCAGCCGCAGUCUGACUGCCAUGGACCAGGCUCAUCGACAAGCGAUGGCGGAGCUGCAGAGGCAGCACGACCGCCAGAUGGCAGAGUUAGAAACCGAGAAAAACAGGCUGCUGCUGGAGGAGAUUCAAGAUACGUCACGAGUAAUGGAGGCGGUCAAGAAGAAACACAAAGAGGAGCUGGAGAGAGAGGUGGAGAAGGUCAACAGACUAAGCAGCGGAUCGCUUGAUCCACAGAGCUUGCGCAUCCAACAACAGGCAGAGAGUCAGGCCUUGCAGAGAGAACUCGGCGGACUGUCGGAGCGCUACUCUCAGAAAUGUCUGGAGCUGAACCGAGCUGAACAGAACAACGCCGAAAGGGAGCGAGAACUCAGUCGAAAGGAGCGAGACCUUGAGCAGCUCAGGAAAGAGAACAAAAGUUUACAGGACCGUUUGGCGGAGGAGCUCAUCCGCAUACGAUGUACCAACUCAGAUCUGGGUUCAAAAGACAACAAAAAAGCAACAUCUUGUGAACUCGAGGUACUUCUCAGGGUAAAAGAAAAAGAGAUUGAGUACUUAUAUAAGGAGAUCAGCUGUCUAAGGAAUGAACUGCAGUUCCUCAACACGGAGAAACGUCUGGCCAGCGAGCGAUACGCGGAGGUCAAUGAGGAGCUGAGUGGGAUGAAAGGGCGCAGCGAGCGGGAGAUCCAGAGUCUAAAGGAGCACUUGAGGCUGGCCAUGGCCGCACUGCAGGAGGGCCAAAGGCUGGGCAACAGCAUGGACCACUGAGAGCCUGCUUAGAGAAAGGUGUGUCUGCUUCAAUGUGACUGAAUGAACACGAGAUACAGAAAAGUAGAGAAAACGGUCAAACUUUGAGAGGGCGGGGCCACGAUCGUGCCUGAAGUUUCAGUCGUUCCGCCAAUCAGCAGCGAGGCCCAGCUGCAAACUGGCUUCAUUACACUGGACUAUGUGUGACAUAAACUGCACUUUGCCAUUCUUCCUGAAACUUCUGCCUCUAGCGAGUGAAAGAAAGCAUGUAUGAGUGUGCAUUUUGUCUUAAAACUGGAAUAUUUGUCAACUGUUAUAUUGCUAAUAGUUUCAGUUAUUUCAUGUUAUUUUCAGCUUUUACUAUGGAUGAACCAAUAUAUCCUUAUGUGUCUGUUUUCGGCUUGAGGCCACCGGCUGACACAGAGCUACUGUCAUCUCAGUUUUUUUUUGUUUUUUUUAAUGCUGUACAGCAUACUGUACUUUUAAAUGAAAGGCUAGUUUUUUGUAUUGUUGUAAACAGGAAACCUGAGCUUGGAUUGUCUUUUAUUUUUGUAAAGAUGCUGGAAAAGAGUUGGGAUUCAUACAAUAGAGCAAAACAAAUUGUCACUCAUGGUAGGCUGAUUAGACAUGAAAGAAAUUGUCUCCAACCAAAUUCAGCCUCAAAUUCCUUUGUUUGGAAAAAUUCAGGAUUGCUUUAUUGCCCCAAAACACCCCAAUUUCUUUUCCUCUGCGUCUUCAUCAUUACUGGCCAAAAAUAAUUGACAGGUGUUGCAUUAAUGAGCCAAGUUGUUGACAAAGAUGGGACUCAAAUAUGUUUUGAUGAAAUGACUCACCUACCUUUUAGAAAAAAAAUAUAUUUAAUAUACUGUAUUUACGGUAUUUUGUAAAUUAUCCACUUUUUCCAAUCAAUAAAACGAGAAGCUCA